Messenger RNA from Entamoeba dispar SAW760, 2259 nucleotides. RefSeq names its product interferon-induced guanylate-binding protein, putative. The transcript is spliced from 2 exons. Bases 1 to 2259 code for a protein of 752 amino acids. Gene Ontology annotation, molecular function: GTP binding; GTPase activity. The record is from RefSeq and is a predicted model, not a curated record. NCBI's taxonomy places the organism in Eukaryota, Evosea, Mastigamoebida, Endamoebidae.
AUGAUGCGUAAAGUAAUACAAUUUAUUGUUCUAUUACUCUUUUUCAUUUCUAGUAUAAAUGGAAAAAUUCAUUGUAAUAAUGGCGUCAAAUUAAAUCAUCAAAUUAAACCCAUCACUUUGGUAUAUCCUAAUGUAGACCAUGAUAAAUUAAUUUAUAAUCAAACUGCUUGUGAGUUAUUGUCUAGUCAAAUAAAUUGGAAAGUAAUAUCUGUUAUUGGUCCAUAUCAUUCUGGUAAAUCAUUUUUAUUAAAUUCAUUAACAAAUAUCACAGAUAUUUUUCCUGUAGUUAAUAGUAAUAAACCAACUACACAAGGAAUCCAGAUAUUUAUUUCAGAAAAAGAAGGAAUUGUUUAUUUAGAUACUGAAGGUCUUUCAAGUGGACUUGCCAAUUCAACAGAAGCAUAUGAUGCAAUGAUAUAUAGUAUAGCUGCAUUAUCUAGUAAUUUAAUGAUAUACAACACUAUCCGUACUAUUGACCAACAACAAUUAGAUUAUCUUGAAUUAUUAUCACGAAGAGCUCAAUUAUUUGCUUUAAAAAGUGAAUUACAAAAUAGUGGAAAUCUCAGUAAAUCAUUUGUUUCUUUUCCACCAUUAUUUUGGGUUGUUCGAGACUAUGCUUUAGAUGAAAGGACAGAAAGCUGGUUCUUUUCAUUAUUAGAAGCAAGUCAAAGAAAAGAAUUUGGUAAAGCAACCUCAGAAAAGAAUACAGAAAAUGAAUCUAUUAGACUUCAAAAAUUAUUUGAAAAGAUGAAGGCAUUUACAUUAUUCCUUCCUCAUAUAAAUAAAGAAAAUUUAAAAGAAUUAAAAAUUCAAUGUUUAAAUGAAGAAUUUUUAAAUGACCUUCAAAUAUUAAAAAAAUCUAUACAAGAAACUAUUAAAGGAGUUGGGAUAUCAGCACGCCAAUUUUGUAGUACUAUUAAUUUUUAUGUACAUGCAGCAAAUAAAAAUUUAUUUCCAGUAAUUCCAAGUGUAUGGAAUGGAUAUAUUAAAUCAUUAAAGUUAUCAGUAAAAGAAUCAGUUUUUGAUUAUGCUAAAAAUAAUACAGAUAAAAUUAAUGAACAAAAUAUAGUAUUUACUGAAGAAGAGAUUAAUAAUAAAAUUGAAAUAAUAAAACAAAAUUGUAAAAGAAUUGCUGAACAAAUGUUAUUUGGAAUAAAAGAUUUAACAGAAAAUGUUUUACAAGAUAUUGAAAUAGAUAUUUCUAGACCAAUUAAAGAAUUGAAAGAAAGAAAUAAUGAAAAAAUUCAAAAUUAUAUUAAAGAAGAAGCAAAAAAGAAUAAAAAUGAGUUAAUAGAAUUAAUUAAAGAAAAUAAUAUGCCUUUAAAUAAAAAAGAAUUAAAUAUAAUAAUUAAUAAAUUAAAAAAGCGAUAUAACCAACGAAUGGAAAAUAUUUUUAAUAAAUUUCAUUCAACAGAAAUAGAUGAAGGAAUAAAACAAGAAACAUUUCAAGAAAUAUUUAAUAAAAAUAAAAUAAUUUUAAAUGAAGUAUUAAAUUCUUUAGAAUUAAAAACUAUUAAUUUAUUCUCUACUCAAACUGAAUUAAUGUCAAAUAAUAAACUUAUUAACGAACUUAAUCAAAGGAUUCAUCAAUCAUUACUCUUUUUUGAUAAAGAUACUAUUAAAUUUAAUGAUUGGGAAGAAGUCUCUUUUAUUAGAACAAAAAUUGAAAAUCAAUUAAUAAAUUUAAAAGAAGAAACAAUUAAAAAAAAUCUUAAAGAAUUAUUUCAAUUUUUACAAAAUGAAAAAAAUAAACGAAUAAAUGAAUUUAUUGAACAAAUAAAUACUAUUAAAAUGCCAUUAAUUGAUAGUCAACUUAAUGAAAUUAUAAAUAAAAUUGAAAAAAAUAUUUUACUUAAAAUGAAUUUUAGUUGUAAGAAAUUUAUUAAUGAUGAAACUUAUACAACUGUUUUUAAUGAAUUACAAUUAUUUAUUAAUACAAAAAAGAAAAUUUUAGAUCAACAGAAUUCUGAAAUGUUUGUUCAAAUAACUCUUCAUGAUUUUGAUAGAAUUAGAAAACAAAUAAAAAAAGAAAAUCAUUCAUUUUUUAAUCCAUGGUCUUUAAAAAAAGAAUAUAAAAAAUUAUAUUCUGAUGCUAUUGCUAACUCAAUCCCUGAUUUAAAAACUCGUAAUAAAGUUGUUGAAAAUUUCAUUUUAGAUGAAUAUAAAACUGAAAUUAAAAAUGUAACACUUAAAUUUACAUCAGGAAUUAUUCUUAUUUUCUCAAUUAUUGCAACUUUGAUCUACAAAUUUUUUAUGUGA